Molecule: messenger RNA, 2418 nt
Organism: Procambarus clarkii (red swamp crayfish)
Lineage: Eukaryota; Metazoa; Arthropoda; Malacostraca; Decapoda; Cambaridae
Source: RefSeq, a predicted model, not a curated record
AUGAAGAUGAUGGCGGCGGUGACAGCAUUCCUGCUGCUGCUGCUGCUGGUCGUGGUACCGUCACAAGUACAGGGCGGCAAGAGGGACUGUGAGGCGGCUGGCGGGAGAUGUGUUCCCGCCAAAACCUGUGACGUCACACCUUCUCAACAUGGCUGCCGGGGGCAAGAUGACGUCUGCUGCAUUAACACUCCAUCACGCAAGAACAGUGAAGUAAAGAAACAAAGGAAGAGGAAGCAACUGAAGAUAAAUAAGAAAAAGAGAUUUAGCAAGAAAAGAUACCAGCUGAAGGAGCCCAAAGAUAAAGUGAGGAAGCUGAGAGUUGGUCGCCAGGACACCAGAGAUGAAGGUGACGACAGAGGCGGAUAUGUAGGCAAGACUUGCAAGAAGACGGGCGGACAGUGUCACCCAAAGAAGUACAAGUGUAAGAAGAUUAAAGCCAAGGGAUGCGCAAGAGGAGAAAAAUGCUGUAAAGGAACGCAAGGUGGGCCGGCACAUCAUGGUGGUAUGGUCGGUCCCCGGGGUCCCCCAGGCAUACCUGGAGUUGACGGACAACCAGGACAACCAGGUCCUCCAGGUCCUCCCGCAAAAGAUGGAGCGCCUGGAAAAGAUGGUGCUCCCGGUAAAGAUGGUGUUCCCGGCAUGACCGGUGCUACAGGCAAAGAUGGGUCUCCUGGAGUGGCCGGUCCUCCAGGUAAGGAUGGUGCUCCUGGAAAGGACGGUCCUCCAGGAAUGGACGGUAUGGCAGGCAAGGACGGUCAUCCAGGCAAGGACGGUACUAACGGCACAAACGGUGCACCCGGUAAGGACGGUCAUCCAGGCAUGCGCGGUCAUCCAGGCCAUGAUGGUGCUCCAGGUAAGGACGGUAUUCCAGGCAGAAACGGUACAAACGGCAAUGACGGUACACCAGGGAAGGACGGUACUCCCGGCAAGGACGGCGCUCCUGGACAAAAGGGAGAGCAAGGAUAUCCAGGUACCCCAGGUGCCGAUGGUAAAAACGGUACUGAUGGAACGCCAGGUCGUAAUGGUGCUGAUGGUCAUCCAGGACGUCCAGGACUUCCAGGACCUAAAGGUUCAGUAGGACCUGCUGGGAGACCAGGAUCUAAAGGACUACCAGGACCCUUGGGGCCUCGGGGGCCUCAAGGACCCAGAGGUCAUGUAGGACCUGCAGGAGCACAUGGAACAAAAGGAGCUACUGGAAACAGAGGACCAAAAGGAGAUCCAGGUCCACAGGGAGCUAAAGGAGAUAGAGGAAGCCCUGGACCGCCAGGUGUUCCAGGCAAAAAUGGAGUUAAUGGUACUCAAGGUCCUGUAGGACCCAAGGGAGAGCCUGGAAACAAUGGGUCAGCAAACAAUGGACACAACGGAAACAAUGGAACCAACGGAAACAAUGGACACAACGGAAACAAUGGACACAACGGAAACAAUGGAAACAACGGAAACAAUGGACACAACGGAAACAAUGGACACAACGGAAACAAUGGAAACAACGGAAACAAUGCAAACAACGGAAACAAUGGAAACAAUGCAAACCAAGGAGGCGCUGGAUUAGGAAACAAUGGAGCUGACCUACCAAAAAAGGAUGGAGCUGAUCCACAAAAAAAUGAUGGAGCAGACCUACCAAAAAAGGAUGAAGACACACAAAAAAAGGAAGGAGAAGAUGCACAAAAAAAGGAUGAAGACGCACAAAAAAAGGAAGGAGAAGACGCACAAAAAAAGGAUGAAGACGCACAAAAAAAGGAAGGAGAAGAUGCACAAAAAAAGGAAGGAGAAGACACACAAAAAAAGGAAGGAGAAGACGCACAAAAAAAGGAUGAAGACGCACAAAAAAAGGAAGGAGAAGACGCACAAAAAAAGGAUGAAGACGCACAAAAAAAGGAAGGAGAAGACGCACAAAAAAAGGAUGAAGACGCACAAAAAAAGGAAGGAGAAGACGCACAAAAAAAGGAAGAAGACGCACAAAAAAAGGAAGAAGACGCACAAAAAAAGGAAGAAGACGCACAAAGAAAGGAAGAAGACGCACAAAAAAAGGAUGAAAUAGGCGCAAUAGAAAAGGUUGGAGAAGACGCACAAAAAAAGGAAGAAGACGCACAAAAAAAGGAAGAAGACGCACAAAAAAAGGAAGAAGACGCACAAAAAAAGGAAGAAGACGCACAAAAAAAGGAUGAAAUAGGCGCAAUAGAAAAGGUUGGAGAAGACGCACAAAAAAAGGAAGAAGACGCACAAAAAAAGGAAGAAGACGCACAAAAAAAGGAAGAAGACGCACAAAAAAAGGAUGAAAUAGGCGCAAUAGAAAAGGUUGGAGAAGACGCACAAAAAAAGGAUGAAAUAGGCGCAAUAGAAACUGGAGCAGACCCACUACAAGAGAAAGGAGAAGACCCACCAAAAAAGGAUGAAGCAGGCCAAUUACAAAUACAAUGA